AUGUUGAAUCUUUUACGCGCCCCAUCGCCGCUUCUCAAUGCUUCGCGAUUUUUGCAUGCGUCUGUGAAGUGCUGUCAUCGAAGAAAUCUUCCGCGAACAUCAGACUACAAAAAGCCAUCAAAGGAUCUCGGUCCAAUGUAUGGUUCUAUUACUGUGGAUGAAAUCGUGCAGUUCUUGGACGAAUUUAGUUUGAGAGAUAUUUGCGUAAUCCGCUUGCCGGAAGAACUGAGCUAUGCGGAUCACAUGAUUAUUGGAACUUGUGUGUCUGCACGGCACAUGCGCGCCGCCGGGAUGGAAACGACGAAGUUUUUGAAAGGGAAGCUUAAGGUGGGAUGCUCUCCGCCGAAAAUGGAAGGAUCUGCGCGAGCUGGAGAUUCCUGGCUAGCAAUUGACUGUGGAACGUCUGUAGUGCAUAUUUUUGGAAAAGAAACGCGAGAAAAGUACGAUUUGGAGACAUUGUGGACCGUGGGUCCGGAAUUCGACGAAUUGACGCGGUCUCUAAAAGCGUUGGAUGGCUCGAUGUUGUUUGGAUUGCCGUCGAAGAAUGCACGGUCUGCCACGGCGUUGAGUACGAGGGAGCUAUCUGUGAGCAGUCUCAAAAAUUGCUGGGACACGCUGAAAUGCGAAAAUCGUGCGUUCGUCACGCUGGUCACGUCGGCGUUUCCAAAUCCGAGGGAGCAAGAGACCUUGAUACACGAAUUGCGACACGCACGAUUUUUCGACGUAUUCGAGUAUAAUGCGUUGAACGGCCAUUGGGGUUGUUUUCUAUGCAAUCAUCCCGAACGGGCUCAUGGAUUUUUGCAAGAAGACCAACCCGUCAUAGAGGGGCAGCUGAAGGAGAAGAAAGGGAAAUGGAGAAUAUUUCGCCGCUGGCGGACGCGGUAUUUCACCCUUUCUGGUGGUCAUCUCUCGUACCGUGGAGCGAAAAAUGAAAAAGAAGGCAGGCCGAUUGAGGUUACCCAGAUAAGAAGCGUGAAAACGAUUUCACGCGGUGGAAGAACGAUACCGAAGGCGUUCGAGAUAUUCACGGAUGACUGUAGUUUGGUGCUUAAAGCUCAAGACGGAAAACAUGCUGAAGAAUGGGUCCAGUGCCUUUCAGUUGCUGUUGCUCAUUCGCAAUCGAAAGAAGGAGCAUAUAGAACAUUAUCUUCCUUUGGAGGCAGUGGUAGUUUGAGGUGAAAUUUUCUACCAAGUGAAAGUUGAACAUCUUCGUUACUGGGUGUAAUUUUUCUUGGGGCUUUAUUCCCGUGUUCUUGGAAGAUUCAAAUGACUUACAUUCCAUGGAAUCGCUCGGUUUUCCUGUUAAUGAUGCCGUCCCGCCAAUUUGAAGCCUCUGCUCAAGUUCUUUGUGAUACGUUAUUGAAAUCUGCGAAAUUUUUUUGACAUCCUGAAGAAAGGUGUUCCUCUAGGUUGAUGCGAGGAACGUAUUCAAGGUCUUCGAGUGACUGUAACAGAGAACGGCUAGUAUAUUUUUAACGAAAACAAGGGGUGUGAAUUUUUUUGUGAUUGAGUAAUGCUAAGUUGAUACUUCCUGAUGUGCUGCAGAAUCUUAAGGGGAUUCUGUACCUCAUGGGCGGAAAGUACGGACGUUUCUGAACACUUGAAUGCAUAUUUUAUGACGGAUAUAUUUAUCGGAUUCGUUUUGGAUGAAUAAUUGACCGAAAAUGAAUGCUGGUUCGUAUGCA
Messenger RNA from Notodromas monacha, 1685 nucleotides. The record is from the annotation of a GenBank genome assembly. Lineage: Eukaryota; Metazoa; Arthropoda; Ostracoda; Podocopida; Cyprididae.